This is a messenger RNA of Cotesia glomerata, 447 nucleotides long. RefSeq lists its product as uncharacterized. NCBI's taxonomy places the organism in Eukaryota, Metazoa, Arthropoda, Insecta, Hymenoptera, Braconidae. The transcript is spliced from 2 exons. The record is from RefSeq and is a predicted model, not a curated record. The coding region runs from base 67 to 447 and encodes 126 amino acids.
AUUGUCGAUACGAUCAAAGAAGAAGAAAUUUUUGAUGACUCUCUCGUAGUGCACUGAGAUAGAAAGAUGCUUCCUGCGGGAAAUGGUCAACCAAAAGCAGAACGAUUAUCAAUACACGUCACCGGAAUAAAUACUGAUAAAAAUUUAAAAACUCCGAUUCUCUCUGAUGGCACAGGUGAAAGCCAAGCUUCAGCCAUUUUUGAAACGCUGAUAGAGUGGGAUCUUUGCGAUAAUGUUAAAGCAAUGUGCUUUGAUACAACUAGUUCAAAUACCGGUUGUUUUAAUGGCGUAUGUGCAUUAUUAGAAGAUAAAAUUGGCCGUGACUUAUUAUAUCUUGCUUGUCACCAUCAUACUUCUGAAUUGAUGUUACGAAAUGUUGCAGAAGUUGCUUGGCCAGUGACGAAUAGUCCAAAUGUACCAAUUUUCAAAAGACUCAGAGAUAAUUGA